GUUUCGAAGCGGUUCGAGGCGUCAACCCCUUGUCCCCGGAGAGAAACCGCUGCUGGCGUCCUGGGGCUGCGGUUCCAGCCAGAAAGAGACGGCACAGGAGAUCUUGCUUGAAGCAUUCAUAAGCUUUUGCACAGCUAUGAUGGCAUCUUCUUGGUCCAUCCAGGCCAACAAGGACCAGGAUGAACUUUUGGAAAUAAAGAUAGAGGAAGAGGAGGUGGAGGAGGAAAAUAAGUGUACCGCCAGACAGGAUCAGAACCUGCAAAAGAACACCACCCACAGCAGGGAGGUCUUCCGACAGUACUUCAGGCAGUUCUGUUACCAGGAAACAUCUGGACCCCGGGAGGCUUUGAGCCAACUCCGGGAACUUUGCCAUCAGUGGCUGAGGCCAGAGACCCACACAAAAGAGCAGAUUCUGGAACUGCUGGUGUUGGAGCAAUUCCUAACCAUCCUGCCCGAGGAGCUCCAAGCUUGGGUCCAGGAACAGCAUCCACAGAGUGGGGAAGAGGUGGUGACUGUGCUGGAGAAUUUAGAGAGAGAGUUAGAUGAGCCAGGAUAUCAGUUUCAGAUGUUGAGACUGGAAAUGAGUAUAGGAAUUUAACUCUAAAGCAAGAAGUUUCUGAAGAAAUGAAACCAUAUGGGAAUAUAUCUAGCAAAUUUGAAAAUGAAAUGUCUCAGUCAGCUAGG
This is a messenger RNA of Mesoplodon densirostris (Blainville's beaked whale), 684 nucleotides long. RefSeq names its product zinc finger and SCAN domain-containing protein 12-like. The record is from RefSeq and is a predicted model, not a curated record. The transcript has 3 exons. NCBI's taxonomy places the organism in Eukaryota, Metazoa, Chordata, Mammalia, Artiodactyla, Ziphiidae. Bases 137 to 598 code for a protein of 153 amino acids.